Molecule: messenger RNA, 1296 nt
Organism: Radiomyces spectabilis
Lineage: Eukaryota; Fungi; Mucoromycota; Mucoromycetes; Mucorales; Radiomycetaceae
Product: mitochondrial carrier domain-containing protein
Exons: 3
Coding region: 1-1296 (431 amino acids)
Biological process (GO): mitochondrial membrane fission; mitochondrial fission
Cellular component (GO): mitochondrial outer membrane
Source: RefSeq, a predicted model, not a curated record
AUGACACUGACUGCCUACUUGGGAUUACUGUCAUUGGGUAGCACCACCGAGAGCCAAACUGGGGCUGAAGGUGAACAAGCCGGACAGGACGUUUGUCAUUUAAGAGCAAUGUCCCGAGCGGUCAGACGGGCGGAAAUCGAUGUCGUGUCUACAGUUGCUCAUCACAGUACCCCUUGGAUGGCCAAAGAAGCCAAAGAGAAUGCGGCUGGAGUCACACUUGCCAUCGGUACGAUGGUGGCCAAUUAUACUUUAUGCUUUCCAGUGGUCGUAGCGAGGCAUCGUUUGCAGUCGUUUCCUCAUCGCGAUUGGCGUAGAGACAAUCCGUGGUCAUGUGCUCAAUCACUAUGGCGGUUAUACAAAACGUCUGGAUUCCGGGCGCUUUAUCCUGGAUUUGGCCUUGGUUUGUGCGGUCAGGCACUCAGUGCCGGUUAUGAAUCGCUGGUCAAUGAUAUGAUGCGCAAAAUACGUCCAGUUCGAUUAUCGCUACGAUUAAUGACGUUGGCGCUUGGCAGAUUAUUGACAUUGGCAGUGCAUAUACCGCUUUAUCCGCUGUAUCGUAAUGCUCUGAUACUUCGAGUACAAACAUAUUCCGUCAACAAGUGCAUCACCAAUUACAAAACCUUUUUACAAUUUUAUUUCCGCGAUCUGGCUCGAUUUAUACCUUGGCGAAAAAGUCAUCUGCAUUAUUCACUCCCUCUAUCCUCGACGUUCGUGCCCUCCUGCCUUCUCAACAUUGUCACGGAAAGGAUGCUAAUGCAUCUGUACAAGUACAUUUAUCGACACUUUACAAGCGAUCUUCAUACAGAAAGCAAAAAAGACAAAAAUUCCGAAGUGCAGGGAACGAGCGAUACGGACGAACCAAACCUGGGACGAAGUAGACGAUCCAUGGAGGAAGAACACGGCAUGUUGCACACAUUUUAUCCGGAACUCGCAUGCGGUGUCGUGAGUAGCAUUAUCGUUCGUGCUCUCAGCUACCCAGUGGACACAGUUCUGUUCAGGCUUUUAUUACAAGACAGUGGAGUUCAUUCAAUCAAUACGACUUAUAGAGGGUUCUUUGACUGCAUACGGCGAACUUGGCUAGACGAAGGUGGAUGGCGAGCAUUUUAUCCAGGCUGGGGUGCAGGCGUACUGGAGCUGUUUGUCGGCUAUGCGAUUUUGGAGUUGUCUUGGUGGACUUAUCGUGCUGUGGACUGGAAUAUGCGAUCGUCCGCAGGUUCUGAUAUUCUCACCGUUGGAAAAGCCCGUCGUUUAAAUGAGCGGUUCAAUUCUUCUGGGGUAGAUCAAUCGUCUCUAUGA